AUGAAUUGUUUAAUAUGGUCUGAUGAGUUUCAAUAUAGAGUGAAAAACUUUCUUGAGAAGGCAUUUGAACGAGCUUCUCAAGGAAAUAAGAUAUUAUAUCCUUGUAAAGACUGCAAGAAUCAUUAUUGGCAUUAUAGAGAUGUGGUGGAGGAUCACUUGCUUUCUAGAGGGUUUCGUGUUGGUUACACUAAAUGGACUUUCCAUGGAGAAAGCACUUCCUCAAGAAAGACACAUCAUCCAAUCAAUGAUGAUGAAGGUUCAAAUAUGCGGGAUGAUAUUGAUGGACUACUUCACGAUACAUUUAGAAAUGUAGAGGCUAAAUUGGGACAUGAAGAAGGGGAUAGAGAGGGAUUACCUGAAGAUGUAAAGAAAUUUUUUAAAUUAUUGGAGGAUGGAAAGAAACAAUUAUAUCUGGGGUGUGAAAAUUUUAGUAAAUUGAGCUUCACCAUUCGGUUGUUCUUGUUUAAAUCAUUGCAUGGGUUGAGUAAUGUAGCAUUUUUAGAUUUGUUAGUGUUGAUAAAAGAGGCAUUUCCCUUAGCUCUGAUACCGGAGUCUUUCAAUAAGGCCAAAAAUGUGAUAAGAGAUUUGGGUCCUGAUUAUGAAAAAAUACAUGCAUGCCCUAAUGAUUGCAUGUUAUUCUGGAAGGACAAUGAGAAAGCUGAGAACUGCUCUGUAUGUGGGACUUCUAGAUGGAAGAGUGUUGAUGGUGUGUCAACUACUGUAAGGUCUAAAAUUCUUGCAAGGGUUUUACGAUACUUUCCCUUAAAGCCUAGGCAUCAGAGGAUGUUCAAGUGUCCUGAAACAGCCGUUGCAAUAAAAUGGCAUGCUAAUGAACGGCCGAAUGAUGGAAAUCUAAGGCAUCCCGCUGAUGGGCAAGCAUGGAAGGAUUUUGAUCACUUGUAUCUGGACUUCUCUAGAGAUCCUCGUAAUGUCAGGUUUGGUCUCUCAAGUGAUGGUUUCAACCCAUUUCGAACAAUGAGCAUUUCUCAUAGCACGUGGCCUGUUAUGUUGAUGAACUAUAAUUUAUCACCAUGGAUUUACAUAAAAACCGAGUAUCUUAUGUUGUCAAUGAUCAUUCCAGGCCCAUCAUCUCCUGGAAAUGAUAUAGAUGUGUAUUUGCAACCUCUAAUUGAUGAACUAAAUGAACUAUGGGAACAUGGGAUAAAAACAUAUGAUGUUAAAACCAAAGAAACAUUCCAAAUGCGUGCAACCUUAAUAUGGACAGUUAGUGAUUUUCCAGCAUUAGCAAUGCUUUCAGGAUGGAGCACUAAGGGAAAAUUGGCAUGCCCUUCUUGUAAUUAUUACACAUGCUCUCGAUAUCUCAAACACAGUCGUAAGAUCUGUUAUUUGGGUCAUUGGAGAUUUUUUCCUCAUGAUCAUCCAUUGAGAAAAGAUAAGAAAUCCUUUGAUGGUAAUGAGGAACAUAGACCCGCACCUACUCCCUUGUAA
This is a messenger RNA of Capsicum annuum, 1449 nucleotides long. RefSeq lists its product as uncharacterized. The record is from RefSeq and is a predicted model, not a curated record. Bases 1 to 1449 code for a protein of 482 amino acids. NCBI's taxonomy places the organism in Eukaryota, Viridiplantae, Streptophyta, Magnoliopsida, Solanales, Solanaceae. The transcript has a single exon.